AUGGCGACAGAUAUUACCAAGACUGGGCAGUACCAAGUCAUGGAUCCUGACGAAGUCAUCGUUGGGUUCGAAGGUUUGAUCAAAGUCAUGCAUGUGCUGUAUGGACCUAACUUCGUCGGCGCAAACUUCUCGCCAAAGUGUUGCAACGUUCGCACGGGCGAGAAGAUGGAAAAGAAUGUGCAUCACUGUACACACAAUGAUAUCCAGGGACAUGCUAUAACGAAGCAAUGUUUCUUGAAAGGUCAUCAGUCGUACUGCUGUGAGUGGAUGGAAAUUGAUGGCCAUCGCGUUCGCUGCGGUGUCCGCCUUAAGGUCGAGUCAGGAGGCUGUGGUACGCACAGGUCAAAGUUAAUGGAGCACAGUAACAACCUUCUACUCAAGAAUCUCAUCGCUGGUAAGCUAGAUUCAAUUACCUGGAGGCAACUGAGCGAUCCAGUGAAAAUGGCACAGAAUGAGGCCAAUGCCGCCCAGGGCCGUGUCAUGAACGACACCAAACUGACGAUCCUGGCACAGCAUAGCGAAAAAAUCGAGGAGUUGGAUGCUGUCGGGUUCCUACCACAAGCAGAUCACAGAACCUACAGCAUUCACAUCGCCUUCAACGAGAACAAGAUCCAGCGAGACCGCACGGCAGUAGAAGAGCGCAGACUGAGAGCAGCCGAAAGGAAGUCUGGCCUCACCGUAAACCUCAAAAGAGCGGCUUCAAACAUCAAAGAGGCCAUGACAUCCGAGCAUCCGAACCGCAAAACCGCCGAAGUCGAGAAAAAAGGCCUCCAGGCAAGCUCCCGUGUCAAGAAGUGCAGUCGACCAGACCCUUCUGUCUUCAAGAACAAGCGGGGUGGUAAGAAAGUCUCGGACUUGCCCAGCUAG
This is a messenger RNA of Ascochyta rabiei, 867 nucleotides long. RefSeq lists its product as uncharacterized. The transcript has a single exon. Bases 1 to 867 code for a protein of 288 amino acids. Lineage: Eukaryota; Fungi; Ascomycota; Dothideomycetes; Pleosporales; Didymellaceae. The record is from RefSeq and is a predicted model, not a curated record.